Messenger RNA from Apus apus (common swift), 2360 nucleotides. RefSeq names its product integrator complex subunit 14 (gene INTS14). Lineage: Eukaryota; Metazoa; Chordata; Aves; Apodiformes; Apodidae. Bases 244 to 1800 code for a protein of 518 amino acids. The record is from RefSeq and is a predicted model, not a curated record. The transcript is spliced from 11 exons. Gene Ontology annotation, biological process: snRNA 3'-end processing. Gene Ontology annotation, cellular component: integrator complex.
CGCUUUUCUGGAGGGACCCGGCGCGGCUCGGCGGGAGCGGCAGCGUCGCCGUCCCCUUCCCGUGCGGGGCCGAGGCUCGGGCCUCUGCGGGGCCGGCUCGGGCUGUCCCUCCUCCCCGAGGCUCCGCGCCGGUUCUCAGGCCUCCGUGCGGUCGGCGAGCGGCUCCGUCGCCUCGGUGCCCAGCCCCGCGGGGCCACAGGGCGGUUGUCGCCUCCCCGGCAGCCGCGGGAGGAGCGGCCCGUCAUGCCGACCGUGGUGGUGAUGGACGUGUCCCUCUCCAUGACGCGGCCCGUGGCGGGGGAGGGCUCGGAGGAGCACCAGAGGAAGCACCUGGCGGCCCACGGCCUGACCAUGCUGUUCGAGCACAUGGCCACCAACUACAAGCUGGAGUUCACGGCCCUGGUGGUGUUUUCGUCGCUCUGGGAGCUGAUGGUGCCCUUUACCAGGGACUACAACACGCUGCAGGAGGCCCUAAGUAACAUGGAUGAUUAUGACAAAACCUGUUUAGAGUCAGCACUGCUGGGGGUUUGCAAUAUUGUCCAGCAGGAAUGGGGAGCAGCAAUUCCUUGCCAGGUUGUCCUUGUCACCGACGGCUGCCUGGGCAUCGGCCGGGGCUCCCUGCGCCACUCCCUGGCUACUCACAGCCAGCGAAGCGAAAGCAACCGGUUCCCGCUGCCUUUCCCCUUCCCAUCCAAGCUGUAUGUCAUGUGCAUGGCAAACCUGGAAGAGCUUCAGAGCACAGAUUCCUUAGACUGCCUGGAACGACUCAUAGAUUUAAACAAUGGGGAAGGACAAAUUUUCACCAUUGAUGGACCCCUCUGCCUGAAGAAUGUACAGUCCAUGUUUGGGAAGCUAAUAGACCUGGCUUAUACACCAUUCCAUGCUGUUCUCAAGUGUGGCCACUUAACAUCUGAUGUGCAAGUAUUUCCCAGACCAGAACCUUUUGUUAUAGAUGAGGAAAUAGACCCAAUCCCUAAAGUAAUUAAUACAGACCUAGAAAUUGUUGGGUUUGUAGAUAUAGCUGACAUUUCUAGCCCUCCUGUCUUAUCCAGACACUUGGUACUGCCCAUUGCACUUAACAGAGAAGGUGAUGAGGUGGGACCUGGGAUCACAGAUGACACCGAAGAUGAGAACUCAGCUAAUCAGAUUGCUGGGAAAAUCCCCAACUUCUGUGUUUUAUUACAUGGCAGCCUGAAAGUGGAAGGCAUGGUGGCUGUUGUCCAGUUGGGGCCAGAGUGGUAUGGGAUGCUCUAUUCACAAGCUGAUAGCAAGAAGAAAUCAAACCUCAUGAUGUCUCUCUUUGAGCCUGGUCCUGAGCCCCUUCCAUGGCUGGGGAAGAUGGCUCAGCUUGGACCCAUUUCAGAUGCAAAAGAAAACCCUUAUGGAGAGGAUGACAACAAGAGCCCCUUCCCCUUGCAACCCAAGAACAAGCGCAGCUACGCGCAGAACGUUACCGUGUGGAUUAAACCAAGUGGUCUUCAGACAGAUGUACAGAAGAUCCUGAGAAAUGCAAGGAAACUCCCUGAAAAAACUCAGACCUUCUAUAAAGAACUCAACCGUUUACGAAAGGCAGCUCUGGCCUUUGGGUUUUUGGAGCUGCUGAAGGGGGUGGCAGACAUGCUGGAGCGGGAGUGCACCCUGCUCCCCGACACCGCCCACCCCGACGCCGCCUUCCAGCUCACACACGCUGCUCAGCAGCUCAAAGUGGCAAGUACUGGAGCAUCAGAGUAUGCUGCCUAUGACCACAACAUUGCUCCUCUGCAGACAGACUUUUCCAGCAGCAGCACUGAACGAAUGUGAAGUCUCCGUUAGGGGAACUUCUAGAGAUUUAAGACUCAAGGGGUUCCAAUUUUCUUGGCCUGUUUAUUUUCUAGGGUCUGUUUAAUUAACUGUUUGGAGAACUUCCUAGCAAAUGGGGUUCCUAAAUAACCAUAGCUAGUUCAUGGUGGCUUUAUUCAGAUCUGGAGACUGUGGAAAAUCUCCCAAAGUCAAUUACUGUGUUGGAUGAUUGCUGGAAGUUACUCAGUACAUGUGAGGUAAGAGCGAAAAAUCCCCAAAAUGUGGCUACUACAUAACUGAACUCACUGGUAAAGGUACCCUAGAAGGCAGCUGCUGUGCUUUGUACUCCAACUUGAUUAGUCCAAAGAAAACAGGUGAGAAUCGUUGUGCAAGAUGAGAUACACAGCUGAUUUCAGGGUGUUGUCACUAGUCUUAUGCCCAACUUGGAAGCCAGUCUGUCCUGCCCUGAUGAGAGUUACCACUUCCAUUGCAGGGCUUAUGCUAGUGAAAGUAACUUAAGCUUGUGAUACACGUUUUUUUUAAUUUGCAUAAUAUUAAUAAAGGGUAAUUCUUAAUCAAAA